AUGUAAAAUAGAGCUCUUGCAGCAGCAAGUCCAAUAAAUUAUUCAAAAUCAAAUUGUGAAACCUUUUGCUAUGAGAAGAAAGACACAAAAACUAAUAGAGCGACAAGUUUGGGCUACGGCAGGAGAUUUGAGGGUUUAAUUCUUAAAACAUCUGCACCUUCACCCUAGCUAUAUUAAAUGCAAUCUGAAUUCACAAACUAGCCAAAGUCAAGAGCAAUAUCAUUCGGAAUCUCGAGAGAUUUCUUCAAUAAAGUAUACUUAAAGGAAAACCCACCGAGAGAUAUCAACUUUCCAGGACCAGGCCAUUAUAGACCAGAUACUAGUCCAACGCAGAAAAGUGCUCAGAAAUUCUCAAUGAGGCCAAAAACUGCAAAUGAUAGCUCUUUUAGGAACUAUUCAAAAGGUUUCCCUGGUCCAGGAACAUAUGAAAUCAAUAAAGCGAGUGAUAGUAAAAAUGGUUUUGUGUAUUAAUCUAAAUACAAGAGUCCCACUGGUACCGUUAUUUCCAAAUCAGGUAAAAGAUUUGACACCUCAAGACAAAGACACUCAAUGGACAUCCCAGGCCCAGGAGUUUAUAAUCCUAAAUUAGACUUGAACAAAAGCGGCUAAUACUCGUAUUAUAAAUUCAAAAAUAGUGGCGCCCCAUUAUUUGGCAAGGCUCGACGCCAUGUCAACUUAGAUAAUUCAAUAACAAGGAAAAUCACUCCUGGACCCGGUACAUACAGAAUACAAAGUGAGUUUGGCUAUUAUGAUCCCACUGACACUGCAGCAAACUAAAGCUUCAAUAAAAGCGUAAAUAAUGGUAGGACUUCUUCAAGAAGAAGUAACUAUAACUGA
Molecule: messenger RNA, 837 nt
Organism: Stylonychia lemnae
Lineage: Eukaryota; Ciliophora; Spirotrichea; Sporadotrichida; Oxytrichidae
Source: the annotation of a GenBank genome assembly